Molecule: messenger RNA, 1381 nt
Organism: Aricia agestis (brown argus)
Lineage: Eukaryota; Metazoa; Arthropoda; Insecta; Lepidoptera; Lycaenidae
Gene: ND-39
Product: NADH dehydrogenase [ubiquinone] 1 alpha subcomplex subunit 9, mitochondrial
Exons: 7
Coding region: 106-1305 (399 amino acids)
Cellular component (GO): mitochondrion
Molecular function (GO): protein-containing complex binding
Source: RefSeq, a predicted model, not a curated record
GUUGAAUUUUUUAUUUUGUGGAAACGUACCUACUUAUGAGAAGUUCACGAAAAGAACUUCCAUAAAUAUUGAUUUGGUGUGGAUAAACCCGUUUAAAGCCUGAAAAUGGCAACGGUAGCACUAUCGGGACAUUUAGUCAGUAAAAUAAUACCUAAAAAUGGUUAUAUGGGAGUUAUUUACAUCGAGAGUUCGAAGUACAGCACCGACAGCAAACCCAACAUAGCUGCUUACAAGCGCGGAACCGGCGGCCGAAGCAGCUUCAAUGGUAUAGUCGCGACAGUGUUUGGUUGCAGUGGAUUUGUUGGCCCCUAUGUAGUCAACAGACUGGGUAAAAUUGGAACUCAGAUGAUUUUGCCAUACCGGGGAGAUUUCUACAAUGUUUGCAAGUUGAAGGUAGCUGGUGACCUCGGUCAAGUUUUAUUCACGCCCUUUGAUAUCCGGGAUGAAAAGUCAAUAGCUAAGGCAGUCCAGUACUCAAAUGUGGUGAUCAACCUCAUUGGACGCGAUUAUGAAACUAAGAACUUCAAAUACAUGGAUGUCCAUGUUGAUGGAGCUCGUCGCUUAGCAAGAAUUUGUAGAGAACAGGGUGUGGAGAGACUUAUCCACCUAUCCUAUCUGAAUGCUGAAGAGCACCCGACGCCACUGGUAAUGAAAAAGCCAUCCAUGUUCAAGAUUACCAAAUACCUUGGUGAAUGUGCCAUCAAAGAGGAAUUCCCAACUGCCACCAUCCUACGGGCCUCCGACAUUUAUGGGUCUGAGGACAGAUUUUUGAGGGCAUUUGCAUCAUUUUGGAGGAUUCAUUCUAACAUCAUGCCCCUGUACAAAAACGGCAAAGAGACAAUCAAGCAGCCCGUGUAUGUGGGUGAUGUGGCCCAGGCUAUUGUGAAUGCUGCCCGUGAUCCCGACACCAAGGCUCAGGUCUACCAAGCCGUUGGACCGAAGAGAUACAUGCUUUCCGACAUGGUGACAUGGUUCUAUCAACUCAUGCGCAAGGACAAGGAUUGGGGCUUCUUCCACUAUGACAUGAAGUAUGAUCCUAUUUUUCCACUGAAAGUGUUCCUUGCUAAUGCUGCGUCUCCAGCCUAUCCUUUCGGUUUUCUACAUUGGGAAGGUCUUGAAAAGGAGGCGACCACAGACAAGGUGAUAGCUGGUGUACCAACUUUAGAGGAUCUUGGAGUAACCCCCACACCCAUGGAAGAUCAAGUCCCAUGGGAGCUGAAGCCGUACCGGGUUCACCAAUACUACAUGGACCGCAUUGGAGAGUUCCCUAGACCUCCUAACCCCCCAAUACAACCAGCAAUUUAGAUUGUUUCAAAUUAUGUAGCUCUAUAAAUUCUCCCAAAUCAUAAUGUAAAUUGUAUAGUAAAAAUAUUAAUACUUA